UGUGUCCGGCUUGACCGCGGCCUGUCAUCUGACUCCUUUCCUGUCGGGAGAGAAGAAGUUUAGAAACCCCACCCUCCGCGCGGACUGUCAACGCACACGUACGAGUGGUUCGAGGUCCUGACGAGUGAGCGCCAACCGAGGAAGAGGAGCGUGAAGAGAGGCGGUGAUGGAGCCGCAGUUCCGGUGAAACACCGACCGUGACACCGGGGGCCACCGGGCAGCACCAGGCCACGCGCUCAACUUCAACGAGGAACUAACGGAAUCAGUUUUGUCUCUCCUGCGCGCUGCUCCCUGGGAAGCCGAGCAGGUUUGAUUCGCUCUUCCUGUUACUGAACGAAACAACUUUUUUUUUUUUUUUUAAUGUUGCUAUAAAGGCGCAGCUCUCUGCGUGCUUCCUUGUAAUCAUGGAUACUCAGGCGCACUGGGAUGCGGGAUUUCCUGCGGGAGCGCAGAAAAGUUGCGGCCAGACGCGGUUAUUGGAGGUUUGGGCUUAAUGCGAACUGGCCCUGAAAGUUGUCGUAAAACUCUGGUUGGCCGGACUGAAUGCUCCUUUCCUGCUAUUCUUCUCUGCUUCUCAGCGCUUCCUGCUUGUGGUGGCCACUGCACUUAAUGGCUAAAAAUACUUAAAACUCAAAAUGGACAACCCGACGCUGUGGGAAUCUUAAUCUGGAGUUGCAGCAAUCUAAGUACUCCCCAACAAGCAUUGGGCUACUUUAUUUUAGUCUUGAUAUUUUCGGUCCUCAUAAUCUCAAGUCAACAGGUGGCAAUUUUGAAUGAGGGACGCGACAGUGGUUUAUAUGCCCAUAGUGAGGUGAUUCAGAAACCUCUCAAGUACAGGCCGGUGAAAUGAUAUUGUGCUCAAACCAUGUGUUGGGGAAACCACACACCACAUCACUCACGCAGAGAGAAAUCCAGUGGCGACAGUGCUGCCUUUCUGAGCUUUGAUCCACUUCGAGAAAACAAGAGCGGUCUCCCGGCUGGUUCUGCAUUUUCAAAUGUAGAGGUUUGCAUCUCACGUGAAGACGAAUGAAAGACACUUGCUGUUCAGUAAACUCUGACUCCUCUCCUGCAGCCCACUUGUCGGUCAAGCGUUUGAAAACAUUUCACUGGUCCCUGAUGAACCAACAAGAAAGACAGGAAAGGGAGCGAGGUUCAAUAAAGUACUCCUUUGUACUUUAUUUUCAACCCCUUGGGGUGCAAAAUCUGAUCCAGUCAAAACAUCUGCUUGAGGCUCCAUGGAGCCACUGAAGAACAUAUUCAGCCGUGGCCCACUGUCAAACUGGAAAAAUUUGGAUCAAUCACAAAAAGGGAACUUCACCAAUCCCGUGUGGACUGCCUUAUUUGACUAUGAGGCGUCCUGUAAAGAUGAGCUCACCUUGCGUAAAGGUGACCUGGUGGAAGUUCUCUCUCUGGACUCUGAGAUAUCAGGGGAUGAGGGCUGGUGGGCGGGUAAGGUCAACAACAAGGUGGGCAUCUUCCCAUCCAACUAUGGCUCCUUCAAGCCAAGUGGAUUCGGGAAACUUCCAGGUAGCGGCGUGGUCAGCGAGCUUGGCCCGGCCGUGGUGGGCGAGUUCGAACCUGAUGUGCUGGAUUUCCGGGAGCUGAGCCUGGAGGAGGUGAUUGGCGUCGGGGGCUUCGGGAAAGUGUAUCGUGGUACAUGGAGAGGUGGGCUGGUGGCCGUGAAGGCAGCUCGCCAGGACCCCGAUGAGGACAUCAGUGUGACAGCUCAGAAUGUGAGACAGGAGGCACGUCUGUUCGCCAUGCUCACGCACCCGAACAUCAUUGCCCUGAAAGGUGUCUGCCUGCAGGAGCCCAACCUGUGCCUCAUCAUGGAGUAUGCCUCAGGUGGCCCGCUGAGCCGCGCACUGGCGGGGCGUCGCAUCCCGCCGCAUGUCCUGGUCAACUGGGCUGUGCAGAUUGCCAAAGGGAUGUUGUACCUGCACAGUGAGGCCAUCGUCCCCGUCAUCCACCGGGAUCUCAAGUCCAACAACAUUCUCCUGGCCCAGCCCAUAGAGAAUGAGUGCAUGGAGGGUUUGACAUUGAAGAUCACCGACUUUGGCCUGGCGAGGGAGUGGCAUAAGACCACCAAGAUGAGCACCGCCGGCACCUAUGCCUGGAUGGCCCCGGAGGUCAUCAAGGCUUCCACCUUCUCCAAGGGCAGCGACGUCUGGAGCUAUGGUGUCCUGCUGUGGGAGCUGCUUACAGGAGAGGCACCGUACAAAGGGAUUGACGGACUCGCUGUUGCCUACGGAGUCGCCGUCAACAAGCUCACGCUGCCCAUCCCUUCCACGUGCCCGGAACCCUUUGCUCAGCUCAUGUCAGAGUGCUGGGACCAGGACCCCCACCGGAGACCCAAUUUCAGCUCCAUCCUGGCCCAGCUGAUGGCGCUGGAGAGGCAGGUGAAGGAAGAGAUGCCACAGGACUCCUUCCACUCCCUGCAGGAGGACUGGAAACUGGAGAUCCAGGACAUGUUUGAUGAGCUCCGGGCUAAAGAGAAGGAGCUGCGGUGCCGCGAGGAGGAGCUGAAGCGGGCGGCUCUGGAGCAGAAGUCCCAUGAAGAGUUCCUGCGGCAGCGCGAGCAGCAGCUGGCCCAGUGGGAGCAGGACGUGUUCGAGCGCGAACUCAGCCUCCUCAUCCACCACCUGAACCAGAACCAGGAGAAGCCCAACGUCAAGAAGAGGAAGGGCACCUUCAAGAAGCACAAGCUCAAGAGCAAGAACGGCGAGAAGAUCAGCAUGCCCCAAGAUUUCAUCCAUAAGAUUACAGUGCAAGCAUCCCCUGGCCUGGAGAAGAGGCGCAACUCUCCUGAUCUGGGUUCAGGCUCCUCGCCCUCCUUUGGCCCUCGUUUCCGUGCGAUCCAACUCAGUCCCAGUGACAACAGCAGGACGUUCGGGCUGAGCCCAGUCUGGCCUCUAGAGGCGUCCUCUCUCAAACAAUCCAACGGAGACCUGAGGUUGUGCCCCCACUGGAGGCCCCAGAGCCCGAAAAGUCCCAAAAGCCCCAAAGUGCUGCGCCUCAGUCCGCAGGAAAGCAGUCUUUCGAUGAGAGCCAAGCUCCUGGGGUCAGACAGCAAUGAGAACGGAGAGUCCAAGGAUGACUUUGAGGAGUACAGACCCUCCACCCCCACCCCUCCCUCUGCUCAGAACGGCUCCUCAGUGAAGAACAGCCUGCGGCUUCCUCUACCUCAGGGAGACUCGGGCAGCGAGGAAGGUGGCUCCUCCCCAGCUGGCUCCCCCAGGCCUGAGAGGGGUUCCCACAGUGGCCUGAUUAAGAGCACGCACCGGGUCCUGCUCGGCGGUGGCUCCCUUCUGGCCUCCAUAGGAUUGGGUCGCUGCCUUGAUAUGCCCCCAAGGGUGCCCCCUCGAACUAACCCCCCAUCCCUAGAGGACCGCACCACCUUCGAACUAGAGAUCUCCUCCCCUAAGCCCCUCAUUUCAGACCCCCCAGUAGUGAACGACCUUAUCUCCUUCUCCACCUCUGAGCCGCUCCCCAAACCGUUCUUGGAUUUAGCUCUGCAGUACCAAGAACUCAAGCCCUUGCCCCUGACUCCACCACCGCCAAACCCCCGCGAAAGGAGUAGCCACCGGACGCCGCACAGUCCGCAGAGCCCCAGGACCCCCCUGCAGCACGACAGGAACAGCCCAGCGGAAUGGACCCUGAGUUCCCAUUCUUCCAACGGGGAGAUGGUCUGCGAGGCCUGGGAUCACAAAGCUGACAGGAGGAGGAGGUCCAGCCCAAGCCUGCACACCUCCCAGCUAGUUUUGGACCUGCCCUUGUGCCAAGACACACAGGACUCUGAGGACAAACCUUCCGUGCCCUAUUCUCUCCACCCAAACCCUGCUCUCUGGAGCCCCAAAACCCGCCGCCUGGAGGUCAGCGUCAUCCCCCGGCCCCGCCCGUCACCCAUCCGCCCCCGCAUCGACCCCUGGAGCUUCAUCUCCACUGGCGGCGUGAACUCAAGUGUGGGCCGCAGUGCUAUCCGCUCGGACAGCAACCCCCUGGGCUAUCAGCCUUCCCCUACAAACCCGUUCACCAACUGUGACCCGUUCCCAUCACCGGACUGUGAUCCAUUUGCCCUCAAAGCUGACCCCUUGAGCGGCUCGGACACGGCUUCACCCUUCGACCCCUUCUCAACUCCCUUUCCCACAUCCCGCUCUGCCCCGUGCUCCACCAACGGCUCGCCCACGUUGCCAUCAUUCCGCAUAGUCCCCCUCAACCCAGCCGACUCGCCCCUGAUUGACCUGGGCUGGGCGGCCUGCAACAAGCCCCUGGAUGGCACCAAAGAGAGGGCUCACCCCCGCCGGACAAUGGGGCUCAAGCCUUUCAAGUCCCCCACGCAGCUGAGAGACGACCGGUUCUAAACAAGGCCUUGUCUGUGGCUUGUGACCACCUCUCACUUCUGGGUGUUAAAAAGUGCAGUUUUAAAACAGGAACACAUUCCAGGACAGUUUCCCCUACUUUGUCCUACAUCUUAAAGGAAAGUCGAACCAAUAGCUGGUGCCCAUUUCAUUCUCCUUCUCUAUCUCUGUUUCUCUAUCCCUUUGAAGGAGCAGACCACAGAUCACUAGUCCCAUCUUCAGAUCCUAUCAGACUCAUCCGCUCAUAUCACCUGCUUUCAUCACCCCCUACCUUUGAAGCAUUGUGACAAUGCAGAGGUGGAUAAGCGACUUGCGUGGCUUCAUCUGCCUCUACCUCUCUCCAGACUGAAAGCAUUCAGGACAAUGGAAAAUUGGAGUGCCUUAUUUCAUGAAGUGUUUUUAAUAUAUAUUUUCAAGGUUCCUUGAAUGGAUAAUCUGGUGCGUAGGGAAGAUGCUUUGAAUUUGGUUUAAAUUUGCAAAUCAGCUUAGUGUUGCUGUGGAAGAAAAUGUCUUCUCCAUGUGUGUGCGCGCAUGUGUGCAUGUAUGUCUAGACUCAUUGUUCAAGGAAAGCUUACUGUUGUUGUUUUUUUAAACAGUCUGCCCUGUUGCAUUAUGGGAGAAAGCACUCAGAGUGAAUAUUCUAGGCUGCUCAAGAAAUCCAAGACAAAACCAUGAACCAGGCAUUCCACUUGGAAGCAGAUAACAUUCCAGUCACAUUCCUCGGGAAAUGCCAGGGAUUGGACAGAUUCAUUGGCAGGCAACAGAGCACAGGAAACAAGACAGGGGAGCCCUCUGCGUUCCCUCCAUAUGCCAAAGAAUGCCACUGUGACAGUGUAAGAGCCGGGACAAAGAGGGUCUGCAAAUAAGUUGUUUUUACCUCCGCAGAGUGCCAGAUGGGUGGGUUUGCCACACUGGACAAGACAGAGGGACAACAGUUAUUAAACGUAAGUUUAAUAUACUUUUCUGUGGUUGUUUGACUUGUUUGACAAUAUCCCGACUGUCUUACCACCACCCGUCUGUUGCUUGAGGAAGGUUCAACCAAAAACAAGUAUUGGCAGAUACUACAAUACAUCAGUAUGGACGCUUCAUUCAGUCCACCAGAGUAGCAGCGGCCUCACAAAGCCAGCCCACAAUUUCACAGUGCACCACUAACCUGGUCAUCAUUGGUCUUUUCAUCCAGUACCUUGACUAGGAAAACAAGAUCUGGAAAUGUUGCAUAAUCUCUCAUGGAUCCACCAAAAUCUGUCUUGAAGAAAGUGGGAGCUGGAAGAUUUAAUAUUUAUGUUUUUCUUUACCCUGUAACAGAAUCAGAAAUAUUUUAUUGAUCCCUGGGAGGAAAUUGGAUUUCAUUACAGUCGCUGCAGCCAAGAAUAGAAAUAUAUAUACAGACCAAGACAAGAGAAUAAAAUUAGAAGUUUGUAAAAAAUCUGUGCAUUAUAAUUGAUAUAAUAGAUACCUGCAAAACCUGCUUUUAAAAGUUUUUUUGGACAUUGUUGACAUAUUUAGCUUAUGCACAUGAGUGAGGUAUCACAUCUAACUCAACAAAACGAGAAUUUCCGACAAUGUCAAACUAGUUUUUUAAGAUUUGGUAACAUGCCUUAGAGGUUGUGAGUUGAAGGCUGGCUUUGCACGACUUGAUUAUAGGCCCUUCUGAACUCUCCUCACAGUUCCAUGGUCAGAAAAGAAAUCCAUCCUAAACCAUUAUGUCAGUACUAAAAUAAUUUUUUUAGCAUCAGGAGCCUUAACAGAUGAGAAUACACUCGGGAAAUGUAUGUAUGAGGUGUGAUGCAUAACAGCAUCCAAGGCUGUUUUUUUCCCUUCAUGGCAAUGAGCCGGUUCCCAAGCGCGUUAACAUUAACAUAAUUGGCGUAGGUCAAGCAUGUGAGCAACUGGAAGAGACCCACUUACACGUGGCCCCCAACUCGUCAUGUUACCCAUGUUUUCACUGGUGCAUUAAAAGGUAGAAAUUUUGAUUGGGUUCAUCACUGACACCGUGUCAUGGGAGGACAAUAACGGCUUUGUUCCGGUGAAGAGCGAAAGACCUCGUCUCCAAAGGGGGAAAGCUUUGUGAUUAGCCUAAUAAUCCUACUGAUGAAUAGAGGAGGUUGAUAGCGAUAAUUAGCCCCUUGAUAAGAGCAGGGAGAAUUAACAAUGCGUUCCAAUAUCUGCUUAAUUAAUUUUUCUCAACGUUACGUAAAUGCCAUGCAUCCCCCUCACAAGGUAUUGUUGUUGCCUCCUGCAUCAGCUUCCAUCUCGGCAGAAGCCGCACACUUUUUUUUUUUUUUUCAAUGCAUAAAGUUUGUUAGUCUGUGGACGCUCACCUUUUUCUGCGCCCUUGCCCUCAGGUGAUGUGGUAGAUAGCUGUACUCUUUUUUUCUUCUCACUCCCAUUCCUUUGCUUCCUUCCUCUGUGGAAGCUUUUUCUGGACGGCAGCUGCGUCGCCACACUGCAGAGCAUUCAAUUCAGUAACAGCCAGGUUUCUGUCCAUGAAAAAAAAAGAAAAAAGAAAUGGCACUCGUUCAAGGACAAUCCAUUUACUGGGAAUGCUGGGAGGGAAUCAGAUUUGUUUUGGAUGGAAAGGGGAGCUUUUUUUAUAUAUAUUUCUAUUGCACAUUAACUCGUUUGUCCCAUCUACUACUGGACAUCCAAAGCUUUAUCACUGGUAACAAAGACACAGGGCAGGUAGAUCGUACAGUGUAGAGUCCAGCCACUUACAACGGUCAAAGUUCUGUACGGCCACACUCAAAGAGGGGGUGAAAUGCCUGCUGUCGUUGAGAGGGGUGAAAAGUCAUUAAUUUGCAAAAUAAAAAAAAAAAGGAAAUAAUGCUCCUGAAAGCAUUAGUGGUGCUGUAAUCGGUUGCACGUAUUGAAAACUAAUGGAAGUAGGAUUAAAAAUUCAUUGACAUUAAAAAUCCUUUGUAAUGUCAAGGGUUAUUUUAGUUUGAGAGAGAUCAUACGCUGCCUGCUUAUCCACCUCCACACACCUGGCGCCUGCUUUAUAAAAUGAGUCUGUUUCAGAAAGACACAAUAAUUGUACAAAUUCUUCUUAUGACAUAAAAAAUGGUGCUCUAAAGAGAGCUUUUAGCCAGUUGUUGCCAAGUAUGUAAUUUGAAGCUUUAGACCUUGAUAAUGUAUUUAAAUUCAACAACGUGUACUCAAACAAGCAGUUGCUUUGCGAACGUCAUUUAUUCGUAAAAUAUUUGACAGGGUUAGUAACAAAUAUAUAAGUUGGUAGGAUCCCCCACAUUCACCAUUUUGCUGCUGUUUCAUAUUGACCUCUGGUUCAGUCUCCCCUGCCAUCAAAAGUACACGAGCAGUGUGGAUCUCCUUUAAAGUCGUGCAAACGUUGAAGGUUUACUUCAGCUGUCGUCUCUCUCAGCGUUGUUCCCCACCGUCCUCUGCUCUCGUCCUCGACGCCAUUUUAUAGACGUGACAAGUGAUGAGUUAUUGACUCGUCUCUGUGUCAACACACAAAGUCACGAGAGCCAUCCUCUGAUAGUCAUUAGGCUCGAAGGGCUGUUAUUGUCAACAGAGCUCUGUGAGCUAAAAAAAAAGAGGCAACACAAAGGAAAUUGUGAUUGAAACGUCUGGCUGAUUAUUUCUGUCACAAAUACAGUGUGUGUGUGUCAAGUAUCCACUUUAAACCGCCACUCAUGUCUCGUCUGGAUGUUCCUCAGCGCUCACUUUAAUUUUCCCCCAGAGCGGAUGUUGAAAAAGCCGUUUUCCAUCAAGGGGCGUGCACAUUGAAUCUGACUACAUGAAAUAUUACUUGUAAUAACAGCAGUCACCAUGGAUUUCACAUAUAAGUUAUUGUCUGUAGUCAGAUUUGGGGAAAUUCUUUUAUUUCUGGUAAUCAUUUCUCAAAGUUUUUCAUUUGAAGUGGUGAGAAACCUCUCCUGAUGGCAAAAUGACCUGUUCAUGAAAAUAUGUCGAAAUGCUUUAGAAUUUUGGCAAAACUCUUUUUGGUUGGACGUGACUGGAACACAUAUAUGACAGGAAAGUGCAAUUCUUAGUUUUGGCUGUCAGAUUUAGGAGCCAUGGCUGCCACCCAUCUGCCGGAGCUGACAGCCAGCACUCCCAUAAGGAACUCCUGAUGGGUUGUUUGUGACUCUCUGCUCUUGGAGGCAUUGCCACAUCCGUCAUUGCAAAUCAGCGCCCCUAGAGCAAGCAGCCGGGGAGAAUGGAAGUGAAUUCUCUGCAGGAGAGAGCGAUAUCUGGCCACCAGCGAUCCACACUCAGCUCCGCAGGGCGGCAGGGAGCAGGAAUGAUUUGAUGAUCUUAAUUCAAAGCUCAGACCAUUGCCUCAAUCAGCGAAUGGAAAAUUGUCAAUACACUGCAUGAAUAAAACCUAAUGAGACGGCACAGUGGAGCAACCCAAGGCUGUGGCCCUCACCACGCCAAGAGGCCCCAACUAGUGGCAGUUGUGUUUCGGAGCCAUUAUCAUGAAUGGGGGAAAAAAUCAUAUCGCAAGCUACUUAUUUCUUGGCUUUGUAAAGGAGUGAAAAGUGUUGCCAGUCAUCAUCCAUUAGGAUUACACUCAAACCUCAAUCUUACAGUGACUGUCAACAGCAGCUACGUUUACAUAGACACUAAUUAUCUUAUUCCUCCUGGUUAAAGCAUUGAUUCAACUAUAUACUUAUAUUUAAAAGUAGGACCAUCCACUUGUUAAACCUGCUGUCAGCUCUCCAUUAUUUUUAGAUCAAAAUUUCAAUAAAAAACUCAUUUGUUUUACACAUUAUCACAUAACGCUUUAUAUUUUUACACCCUGUAUUACUCUUUUACCUAACAAUAUUAUGUGUCAAUGUGUUAAGUCAUAUUUUGACUCGUCUGAUAAGCUGUUACUGCACGUUGUCUAUUUUUGGUAAAUCAGGAAAUAUGGUGUAAAGUAUAGUUAUGGCUUUAGAUUUUUUAACAUCUUCAACACAAUUCAGAUACUGUGAUUUAAUUCUAGUUUAUAAAUGCAUCAAUAUGACCCAUUCAGUGUCACAGUGACAACAUGGUGGCGAGCGAUGGUGGCAGGAGCAAAUACCUUUCUCUAAAUUACAUUGAGCAGGGACAUGUGCUGCUGCUGCUGUAUCAUUGCAGUGAACAGCCAACAGCAGAGCGAGCGUAGCAGUGUUGUGUAAACCCAUCAGUUUGAACAACGGAGAAGAUCUCGUACUGAGAGCGACUGAAUCGUGUUUCUGCACAGCCUUCUGUGUAAACACGCCAGGCUCCAGGGUGGAUUAGUGAACCUUGAAAAAACUGAAUGUCAAAGAAUAGUUUCAAACUCCUGGACUAUCACUGAACUUUUCUGAUUACUGAAAGUAACAGAGCAUGGCGUGCAUGUAAACGUGCCCAUUUCUGGUGUCGACUUCAACGAAGCCAGGACUCUGUAUUUCUCAAAUUGCAUGUCUUCCCUCCUUCGUGGUUACUGAGAAAAAUUGUAGAACAACAAGGAGAUUGGUAAAACUCAGGCUGAAGGCGCUCCACGUAUUGAUUCAUUAUUUUUAUUGAUGAAGUCUCAUCUUGGCGGCUCAGUGAAGAGUAAAUUCUGAAACGUCUAACUAGAUGCCCUGACAUUUCACUGGCUCUCGCCCUGUUGCACCUCUGCUUGCUAUUGUUCAAUUAAGUAGAUGUUACAAAUGUACCUGGUUAUCAGGCUCAUUUCAGCUGUCUCAGAGGCAGCCGUCGGUGCCAGACACUCAUUAUUGCUCUUUCUGGCUCAUAUGAAACUAAAGCACCUGUCCAGGCCUUUGUUUGGCAUUAACAGGCUGAGACCAAAUGAUCAAAUAUGACCUUUCUUUGACUGUACAGGAAUUGCAUAUCCCAAUAGGGAUGUGGACAAAAGCCAUGUCUGCAACAGGCACCACAAAGUGCCGAGCUAACCCUCGGUCUUUCAAAGAGUGAAUAUUAUUUCUAAUUCGCUUCUGUCUGUGCAUCCAAGGUCACCAUCUGCUGUCCUCUUUUUCUGUAUCAACGAAAACUAAAUGAAUGGGAUUUAUGAAAGGAUGACCAAUUUGUUUCCAAGACCACAGUGACAGCUCUUGGCACUCUGUUUAGAGAGUAAACAUGGAUUUUAUCUCUGAGAUUAAGUCCGAGGCCCGCACACUCAACCCCCCUUCUCUCAACAGUGUACAGCAGCCCCAUGGUCGAGAUUAUUGUUCUGCUUAGCUAUUGACACUCAAUUACUUGCUGAUCGUUCUGCACAGAAUGUGUGCGCUCUCGAAAUGUCUGUUUCUAGUGUGGAAUGAGCGCACUGAGUAAACAACCUUUGCGUAGACUGAUUUGUAUUUUUGUGUGCGUGACAUUGUUCACAGAUAGUUAUUAUUCAUGGCUUUUAUCUUAAUCAUGUGACAUUGUUCUACAAAUCAGGUGCACAAGCUAGUUCUACGAAGCCUCUGGUCUGACACAAAGUAGGGCAUGUAAAUACAAUUUAAUCUAAAUUUAAAGCUCAACCUGGUGAUACUGGAAAAGCUAGCAAGAGCUGGCUACACUAUUAUGCAAUUGAUACAUUUCUUCCCCUCCCACGGACCCUCUUGCCAAAGCUACGCCCCCGAAACAGUUGAAUUGCGAGAAGCCGACUUGUCCAUGACUCCUUCACCAACUUCUAGCUGUCAUCAGCUUCAGAGGUGUAUGUCUCCUCGGCUGAAGACUCAUGCGUAGUGAGAGCACGGGCAGGGUGCGUGCAGACAGGAAGGUCGGUUAGUGACAGACAUUUUGGUUGAAUCAAAUGAUUGGUUGUGUUAAUUACAGUCCUGGGAGGGACGCUGGCUUUGUCUGAGAGACAUUUUACAGGCUGCUUUUCACUCACCUCACAUCAUUAGCUGAUGAGCACUUUCCCCAUCCGCUCUUCAAAAUUGUCCCAUGAUGUAUUUUAAUAUUUUUUUUGUGUUGUGAAAUGCUGGUGUGAUGGAAAGUAGACAAGUCCAAUUAUUAACUUGUUUUGGAAAGAAUACUGAAAGUGCAAACUCAGCGGACAAAGCAUUUAUAGAUUUGGUAAAUCAACAAAACAUGUCAAUGAAGUCAGCAAGCAACAAAUGUCCAAAUUGGGUUUUUAUGCCUUUGCCUAUUUACACUCAAUUGAAUGCCUAUGAAAUGAAAUUGACCUAAGUGUCUGUGCUCUGUCUAAUAAACCUUCAGAGUGCUAAGAUUACAGCCGACACUUAACCCGAUUAAUGUCUUUUAAGGCACAGAUAUAAUUCAAGGUAAAGUAUUUGACAGCAGCUCGAGGGUAUUUCACAGUAGGUGGUCUCUUUAAGGUGCUCAUGCUGGGGCUUAACUAACUGAACUCUAAAUGAUCCAUAAUAGAAAUUUUAAAUGGUUUGGAUGGUACAAAUCCCCAUGACUCACCGGUCACAUCUCUUCCACUCAAGGCUUUUCCUUCUGACAGCUUCCCACCAGCAAGCUAGGGGCAUUUACAAAAUUUAUAAAUGGGAGAAGUGGAUAUUUAUAAAUGGCUAUCUUUUUACACACUGGAUUAAAAAUAUUUUUCUGUAUAGAUGGCCAUGGACGCAGUCUACAUUAGGAUGAUGGAUUGAUUGCUUCAUAUGAUCAAAAACAUUUUAUAGGUUUUCACUGGAGUAUUUAAGUUGCUUGUAUGGGUGCUUCACAUGAGGCAGGUUUACUUUACAUUCCAGUUCUCCGAAUUUGACCAAAUCUGUAUCAAUAUGAUUCCUCUGCAUGCCAGAGUAUUUUUGUGUAGCAGAAAAUUCAAGAGACUUGCCUGGUAGAGCUUGAAAUCAUUUUUUUGUGUGUACAUAACUGCAAAAUCCCAAACCUAAAUUGCGGUCAAAUGUCCCCUUGGGGCACCCAUACUGAAUUUUUAUGUGCAUAAAACUGCUUGAGGGAGAUGAGGAUUUUGUCACUACCUUUAAGUGGUGGACAAAGUCGACCUCUCCGUCUUUGUAUCUAUUUGCUUUUAAUUAUAAUUGUUGCAGAUUCAUUUUCCAUGUCUUUUUUUCUGUGUGUGUGUUUUAUUACAACCUAGGUGAUGUGAUCACGCAAUUGUUGCAUUGCCCUGGCAGCCAUUUUUACAUCUCUCUCAGAACUGUCUCUGCUCUUUUGGAGUUAGAGUUUUAGCGGUCAUCGGGCUUUGAAAAAUGUCGUUAUUGUUGCAUUUUUGUGAAAUCUCGCACUGGGCUGGGCCUAAUCAACUGUUUUUAUUGUUGUGUGUCAAGAGGAUUAUUUCUGUAUACAGUAUGUGAAAAUGUUUUUAUUUCUCUUGACUAUUAUUAUGGGUUUUAACCUGUGGAAAAAAAAAGAGAUGAGACCAAAUAAAAUGUAACACUCCA
This is a messenger RNA of Paralichthys olivaceus (Japanese flounder), 12631 nucleotides long. RefSeq names its product mitogen-activated protein kinase kinase kinase 11. Gene Ontology annotation, cellular component: cytoplasm. Gene Ontology annotation, molecular function: MAP kinase kinase kinase activity; protein binding; ATP binding. Lineage: Eukaryota; Metazoa; Chordata; Actinopteri; Pleuronectiformes; Paralichthyidae. Gene Ontology annotation, biological process: protein phosphorylation; signal transduction. The record is from RefSeq and is a predicted model, not a curated record.